Messenger RNA from Spirometra erinaceieuropaei, 3376 nucleotides. The record is from the annotation of a GenBank genome assembly. Lineage: Eukaryota; Metazoa; Platyhelminthes; Cestoda; Diphyllobothriidea; Diphyllobothriidae.
AUGCGAUUAUCCCCCUCUUGCGAGAAUUUCGGCUUCAUCGAAUUUGAAUGUGUUGCCGAAUCUCGUCGAAUGGACCGCGACCUGAGAGUUGGCGUAGUUUCUCCGUACCGUUGCCGCGUGUCCGGUAAUUCGCGUCCGGAGCAGUCUUCCAGUUUCUCCGACGUAGUUGCUUUGUCCGCAGCUGCACCAGAUCCGGUAAAUAACUCCAGAUGUUUCUUGCCGUGGCAGUGGGUCUUUUGGUCUCAUCACCUGGCGCCGCAUGGUGGCCUCCGGUCUGUGUGCAACUCCAAAUCCAAGUGGUGCAAGAAGGUGACUAACGGCCUCGGAGACGUUCUUGAUGUACGGGAUCGCUCGCCAGAAUUGGGGGUCGGCACGAUUUUGUCGCUCGUCUCGUUUGCGCAUGUACCGGCUGGCCAAAGUAAUUGGCCACUCGAGGAGCGUGCAAGCCGGUGAGCUGGAUGCUGGCGUGAUGAUUGAUGGAUUCGAGUGGCAAUCCGAAACGUCGGGCCAACAAACGUCUUGUUCCCGCGACCGCACUUUCUUCUUCUGAAUGAUUUGAUGGUCGGAAGCGACGUCGUCCACUGAGUGCCUUAUGGAAUGGUUUCAGCAACGGUGACUUGCACGUGAGAUAGUUUAUAAUCAGGCAGACUUGCGCAGCAUCAACCACACCUUCCCAUCUCUCACGCACCUUGCUCCGGUGACACAACAACGUCAAGGCGACCUGGCGCGGACGCCGGCACAGCGAGCGACAAAUCUAGACAGCCCACCUACGCGCGCCACGCCCGGUUUUCUCGUAAUUGCAUGCACCCGGUUCCCGCAUCGUAGAUCGGCUUUCAACGCCUGCAGGUGGCAACAUCUCAACCGUCUAACAAAAAGGCCUGCCGACCUUUGCCUGAACGAAAGUUAUGACUUCCUAGUCACACAGAAGCUCAAAGAGGGAGGAUGAAACUACAGGUGACAGAUGUCUCACGGUUGCACCAAGCUCGAUUAACCAGCGCAAUGCACGAGUCAAAAAGGAAGAUCCCAAAGCCAUCAGGGAGAUCAUUUGCCACCAACACAUAGCUCAAGAGGUUGCACGUGAGGCUGGUCUGCCUGCGAUGCAAAUCCCAACAAAUAAACCGUCGCAAACUACAAAGUAAACGUACAUGCGAGUUUUAUUAAGGAGACGCCCAAAUAGCGGCACAGCUAGUCGGGCAUUUAGACUAAAUAUGGAUCCUACCUACGCCCAGCAUUUGGCUCGACGGCUUUAAGUCAGAAUUCGCACAACCUCCUGGAAAGAGCCGCGAGAAGUCAGUCUCCUCGCUCCGCUGCGUUGCAUUGCGAAGAAGACGGAGGAGUGGGAGGGGCUGGGGGAGGAGGAGGGGGAGGGGAAGGAUGAGGAUAGUAAAGGGACUAAAGGAAGAGGCCAGAGAGGAGGACGGGCUAUUCCCGGGGGAAAAUUUAUCGAUCACGAGAGGACGGGGUAACCAAAAACGAGGAACCCCUUCGUAUCUCGACUGCCAGCACCUCUCUACUAGAGGAAAACAGCGCAAUGGGACCGACUGUGGAUAAACCAAGAUUCAAAACGACAAACGCACGCGUUCCAUUCUACAGUACCGGCAGAUCUGUGAGCGUUAUCCACACGGGGGUCUGGAUAUACCCGAGCACAGCCGUCGUAGCGCGAGUACGUGGUCGCGACCAAACCUUUGUUUUCGUCGACAUUCUGCGGUUUACACCAUUACCUUGGCAAAACCGUAAACAUUUGUGCAUGCAGACGUGUUAAAGUUCGCCUAGAGGUUUGCGAACGAAGCGAUAAAAGACGUGGCUUGGACGGUUGCCAACUGACGAUAUAAUACGAUUCUGAAAUGACGAGUAUUUCGAAGUGGCUGGGGGAUUAAGGGUCGGACUGCAGUGCCUCCUUCUCAAUGUGGCCUAGUGAUGUGAGGUCCGGUUUCGUGUGUCGACAUUGGUGAGUAGGAGUGAUGGUCUUAGUAGGUUGCCCACUUGCUUGCAGAUGUUGACUAAGCGCCUAGCGUCCAUUAACUGGCACCCAACUCUCACUUGUGGCUCCUCAAAUCUAGGCUACGCCUGGCGGCCACACCUCCCAUAACUGCCUCAGCCGGGGGGCCAAACCAGGUGAGGGUAUCCGAGUGGGUAUCGGCAUACAUAUGGCAACUCUACUCCCCUUCCACCACCGCUGAUCGGACGGAUCACCAUUUAGUCAUUUCCACGACAAGGCUCCGUCUGCAACCCCGCCGGAGGCCACACGGUAAGCGUCCCUUGGGUAAGCUGAAUGCCGCUUUGUCUUUGUCCGCGCACCGUUUCAGCAACCAAAUUACCCAGCGGCUGAAAGACCUACCAGCUGAAAGUGGAAACGACCCCGUCUACAACUCUGCAGAUGGCCACAAGGAAAGUGAUCACCAGGCAAACUCAAUACCGUUCUGCUAAAUACCGUACUGUUGAAUUUGCCUGCUCACCGUCUGGAUUACAGCAAUCAGUUAACCCAGAGAGAGAAAGGAAGCUCUUUCUACCCUUCCCUCAACUUCGUGCAUUUCACCCCCAUUUCAAAAAGUACUAAGGAGAGGACAACACGCAAUCUCAUAGACGGCCCAGGCUAACUGGGGUCAUUAUCCCACCAAACACAGCCGUGACCUAUAGGGGAGUCCGGCAGCCGUCUGGGAUGUCUAAGCAGACCUACUUAGAGACAUUACCUACCACCGCGAGGGGAACGGGGCUAGAAAAGGUGUCCUAAAGAAAUGCUGGGAUCACGUCCUCUGCGUGCUGACCGCCGCUUGCAGAUGCAAAACUUGCAAUCAAAACCACCAAGCACGAUACAAUGCUCUUUCCCAUCCCCCUCUUCCUCCACUUCAGACGCUGCUAGAGGGGAUCAGCUCACCCUGGCAGCCUGGAAUGUUGGUUCCCUUUUAGAAAAUACCAGGAGUGAUCGAUUGGAACGGAGGACAGCGUUAGUCGCUCGGUCAUCGAUGGGCUACGAGGUGGAUAUCAUUGGAUUCGAUUCUCCAAACAAAGGCAACUGGAAGAGGUGGGUGCCGGCUACACCUUCUUCUGGAACGGUCGCCCCAAUGCAGAACGACGAAACGCGGGCGUCGCCUUCGCUAUCCGGAACGAUGGUGUAAAACGACUGUCCUGUCUGCCGCAGGGUAUCAACGAUCGCCUGCUGAGCCUCCUCCUGCCUCCCCAGGGAGGCAAAUUAGCCACCGUCGCCAGCGUCUACGCUCCCCUGAUGACCAGCCCUGAAACAACAAGGAACAAAUUCUACGAGUGCCUGCACGUCCUCUUGGCGACUGUGUCGAAGGCGGAUAUGUUGAUUGUUCUUGGUGACAUCAACACCCGCGUCGGCACAGACCAUGCUGACUGGAGAGGAGUGCUGGGUUAA